AUGAAAAUACUAAGUUGGAACAUCUUCGGGCUUGGCAACCCGAGGUCAGUUAGAGCCCUCCAAGAUCUUUGUUGGAGGGAAAGGCCAGAAUUGGUGUUUGUAAUGGAAACUAAAGUUGAUGCUAGUAUUUUAAAUAAAAUUCGAAAUCGUUGUGGUUAUUCGAAUGGUCUUUGCUUGAGUAGUAAUGGUAGUUCGGGUGGUGUGGGGUUUUGGUGGAAAGAUGUGAAUGUUGAUAUUGUGUCGUACUCUUUACAUCAUUUUCAUGCAAAUGUGCUCGAUGUUAAUAAUACUCCUAUAUCGCGGGCCGUUGGAUUAUAUGGUUGGCCGGAACAAGCUAAUAAACAUCAAACAUGGUCUCUCAUGUCUAAAAUAAAAUUGGCUUCUAAUCUCCCUUGCAUUAUGUUCGGUGACUUCAAUGAGAUUUUGAAUUUAUCGGAGAAGGAAGGUGGUGUGGUAAGAAGUGAGAGAUUGAAGGAUUCUUUCCGCGAAGCUAUUGAUAGAUGUGCUCUUCGUGAUUUGGGGUUUAAAGGCAGUAUCUUUACAUGGGAGAGGGGCAACUCCAUGUCUACCUUUGUCCGAGAACGACUUGAUAGGUUCCUUGCCGAUGAGAGUUGGUGUUCUAUGUUCUCGAACCAUGAGGUUAGGAAUCUUCCAAUCCUUAAAUUGGAUCAUGCUCCGAUUUUAUUGACUACCGAAAAGAAAAAUUCUGAUGAGGGGGGUGACACGGGGUUCAAGUUUGAGCAGCUUUGGCUCUAA
Messenger RNA from Chenopodium quinoa (quinoa), 756 nucleotides. RefSeq lists its product as uncharacterized. Gene Ontology annotation, molecular function: catalytic activity. NCBI's taxonomy places the organism in Eukaryota, Viridiplantae, Streptophyta, Magnoliopsida, Caryophyllales, Amaranthaceae. The coding region runs from base 1 to 756 and encodes 251 amino acids. The record is from RefSeq and is a predicted model, not a curated record. The transcript has a single exon.